Messenger RNA from Penicillium taxi, 255 nucleotides. RefSeq lists its product as uncharacterized. The record is from RefSeq and is a predicted model, not a curated record. The transcript has 2 exons. NCBI's taxonomy places the organism in Eukaryota, Fungi, Ascomycota, Eurotiomycetes, Eurotiales, Aspergillaceae. Bases 1 to 255 code for a protein of 84 amino acids.
AUGUUUCGGCCACAAGAUGCCACUCUGGAAGGUCACGACAGGGGUGCCAAGAAGAGUCUGCAGGAUGUGCAGGAUACUUUCCACCGCGCUGGUAAAGAAUUCACCUCCAAAUAUCAUGCAACAAAAUUGGUGGUGAAUGCGUGUUACGUCGACUUGGAGAUCCACGGCGAACCGGAGAAUUGGCGAAUGGCUGUUGUGUGGCACACUGUGCGAAAAGGGACCUUUGAGGACCACAAAGGAAUAUUUUCAGAGUAG